UUCUAAUAUGUAUCUUUUUAUAAAUGCAAGUAAAAAUAUAAAAAUAAGUUGUAAAUAAACAAACAAACAUAAAAGCAAUGUUCGAAUUAUGCCUAAUAGUGUCCCAAUAGUACACAAUAUAAAUGCUGUUCAUCCAAUUAAGUAUGAUUCGGAUAAAAAAAUAAAUGAAAAUGGCACCACAAACUGCAUUAAUGAAAUGUUAUUUUUUGUACCUAGUAGACAUGAAAAAACUGUUUUUAUUGAAGUCAAAGAUGAUAGAGUAAUUCAUGUUAAGCAAUACGCUCACAAUAAAGAGGAUCUUUUUAGUAAUGGAAUUGUCUGGAGGAGUCAAAUUUCAAAAACAUCUUCUGUUUUACUUUUUUUUGUUCAUGGAGUUGGUGCUUCAAGCCAAAUUUGGGACCAACAAGUUAACUAUUUUUUAAAAUAUGGUUACGACAUAAUUACAGUUGAUCUUCUUGGUCAUGGGUUUAGCUCCACCCCAAAAGAUUUUAAAGCUUACGAGUUUACUAAAUUAGCUGAAGAUAUUUUAGAUAUAUUUGAUAAAUUUUGUAAAAAUUCCAAUAUACUAAUUGGGCAUUCAUAUGGCUGUUCAUUUUGUACAUUAUUGGCUAAAGAAAGAGCACAUUGUGUUUCUAAGAUGGUUCUCAUUAGUGGUGGUGGACCUACUGCUCUUUUGCCUGAAAAGUGCAGCGCAUUUUGUCUUCCAAUGCCAUUAUUUUAUGUUUAUAAGCCAUUGCUUGUAAGAAUUUUUCGACGAAUGGCAUUUCAUGUGAAUACAGCAACAGUUGAAAUGAAUAAAAAUGCCACAUUUCAGAUUUCUUCGCGGACGCUCAAAGCUGUCAUGCAAGGACAAAAAUGGCCAUUUUCUAAUGAGCAGUAUUAUUCAGACAUACUAGUACCUAUAAUGUUAAUUCAUGGAAAAGAAGACAAAUUUAUUUCACUGGAAGAUGAAAUAUGGAUGAAAGAGACUAUAUAUGGUUCUGAGCUGAAGAUUAUUGAUAAUGCUGGACAUAUGUCUAUGGUUGAAUCACCAGCUGUUGUCAAUAAACAUAUUCAUGAAUUUCUAAACCGAGACUCCGGUUCUUGUUCGAGCUACCAUAAUGGAGAAAUUACACUUACAUCUUAACCUUACUGUUUUUUGCAUGGUUUUUUAUUUUGAUGCAACAUAUACACGAGUUAAAAAUUUGCUUUACAAUUUAAAGAGUUGUUUUCUUGUUUAUAAAAUAUUAUAUAGUAUAUCUUUAUAUAUGAAUCCUGCAUUUAAA
Hydra vulgaris (swiftwater hydra) is the source of this 1265-nucleotide messenger RNA. Its product is annotated as protein ABHD8. Gene Ontology annotation, molecular function: monoacylglycerol lipase activity. The record is from RefSeq and is a predicted model, not a curated record. Gene Ontology annotation, cellular component: mitochondrion. Gene Ontology annotation, biological process: acylglycerol catabolic process. NCBI's taxonomy places the organism in Eukaryota, Metazoa, Cnidaria, Hydrozoa, Anthoathecata, Hydridae.